Anopheles darlingi is the source of this 1671-nucleotide messenger RNA. It is a transcript of the gene Dronc, whose product is annotated as caspase Dronc. The record is from RefSeq and is a predicted model, not a curated record. Gene Ontology annotation, molecular function: cysteine-type endopeptidase activity. NCBI's taxonomy places the organism in Eukaryota, Metazoa, Arthropoda, Insecta, Diptera, Culicidae. Gene Ontology annotation, biological process: regulation of apoptotic process; proteolysis. The transcript has 4 exons. Bases 115 to 1482 code for a protein of 455 amino acids.
GCUGUCGCGUCUGAAGCGUAGAAAAAAUGUUUUGGUAGACUAUUUGGUGGGGAUGGUGUCGACUUUGUUCUGAUUGAAGAAUCUUUGAAAAAGUGAUUAUAUUCAAGCCAUACAAUGAAUCAUCAAGACCGAAUUGCUAUCAACUGUAGUUUGGAAAUGCUGAUAGCAACAACAAAGUAUCCUGCUAUGCGCUAUGAAUGUAUAAAAGAACGGUUGCUCUCGCCCAACAUGAUUGAGCGAAUAGAGCAAUUGGCACUAGACGAGACAAACAGGCACCGAAAGCUGUUUGAAAAAAUUACUAAACGCGGACCAAAAGCCUUCACGAUUUUACUCGACAUUUGCCAACGCAAUUUUCCUUCCGCAUAUGCCUUGCUGAACCCUGCAUCAAAUAACAACCAGAUGCACUCAACGCACAACCCAAAGCGCCAGAGAUCCAUCAGUUUCAAUGUGCUGCCCAGAUCAAAUACUCAACGCAGUCAGGGUGAUGUGGAAGACGGAAAGAAUAACCACAUUAUGUCCAGCACGCUAUCAGAAGAAAGCAAGUGCUGCUUGGAGGUGUAUCCUGACACGCUGCCACACACUUUCACAGUAACGCUCACCAGCAACCUAUCAUCGAUAAAUACAACUUUUGAUGUACAACGCGGGCAAAAUGCAAAGGUGCCAUCGUAUUCAAUGAAAAGCAGAAAUAGGGGUGUUGCAUUCAUCGUAAACGUGAUUGAUUUCGUUAAAAAUGUACACGCUAAGCGCAACGGUGCUGACAUUGAUGGGCGCAACUUGAUUUCAUUAUUUCAGCAGCUGGGAUUCGUCGUUUUCUAUUACGAAAACAUUACAAAAGCCGACUUAGACGAUCUUUUAGUUCAACUAAAGGAAUCGGAGUAUUUAUCUUGUGAUUGCUUUGCUUUUUACAUUCUGUCUCAUGGUGAUCAUAAAAAAGGCAGUGACUAUAUUGUCCUACAUGAUAAUUCCAUACUACUAGUGGAAAAUUUAUUAACCGAAUUCAAUACCGUCAAUUGUACGAAGCUGAUACGUAAACCAAAAUUGUUUUUCAUCUCAACUUGUCGCGGUGUUCAACCAGACCUGGGAUCCUAUCGCCUUUCUACUAACACUGAGAAGGAUGGAAUGAUUGAUCCGAAGAAACCGUUACCGACUAAUAUUGCUACAUACUGCGACAUGCUCGUUUGCUAUGCUACUGUGCCAGGUUUUGCAGCACAUCGUGACACCAACACUGGAUCUUGGUUUGUUGAGAGCAUGUGCAAAGUUUGGGCUGAACAUGCACAUGACACUGACGUGGAGAAUAUGAUGAAGCUAGUGGGUGCUUACGCUUCCACUUACCGCACAGAAACAGCAGCGCUGCAAACCAUCUGUACCGAACAAAGAGGGUUUUUCAAACUUCUCUAUCUGAAUCCAGGAUAUUACGAACAUCCUGCGACGUUGUUAGAAAGCAACUCGAAAACAACAGCAGGAGAUUCCGAAAAUGUCUAAAUCUCAAAACUAUUCUCCAUUAAAUUAUAAUUCAACAAUAUUACAUUUCAAAAAGGUGGAGGUUUUGGGGCACAACAUUUUGUAUCGAUUUCAGUAGGACGAUAUGGAUCGUCAAACUCGGCGUCCACACUAUAAUUGUAUAAAAAUUUAACACAGAAUAAACCAUUUUAAGCAUAUAAAACAUUGCAU